GAGGCAGCAGGGGAAACAGCUGACAGUGAACAACAACACAGGAGUCAGCUCCUGCAGGUGCUGCUGUGAGAGAGGGGAUCUGCUGCCACGUUCAUGCUGCAACAACCUGUAGCUCCUCUUGCAGGAGGACCGCGCUGCGAGCUGAUCCACUGAGGAAGAGGAGGGAGACGAGGAGGAGCAGGAGGAGGAGGACGCGCGGAGCUCCGUCGUCCAUCCCCGGCCAGCCCCGCACGAUGGCCCCGUCUCUGAUCCGCGCCUGCCGCAGUCUGGCUCUCUCGACGUGGCUGCUCUCCUUCUGCUUCGUCCACCUGCUGUGUCUGGACUUCACGGUGGCGGAGAAGGAGGAGUGGUACACGGCCUUCGUCAACAUCACCUACCUGGACCCCGUCACCGCGGAGGUGAGGACGGAGAAGACCGAGUGCGGUCGCUACGGCGAGCACUCGCCCAAGAAGGAAGCCCGGGGUCUGGUGCUGCUGCCGAGCCCCCUGCAGGACAGACAGGCGUGCGACCCCCACGUCAGGUUCCCCCCCGUGGCUCACAACACCGCAUGGGUGGCGCUGGUGGCUGCGGGGAACUGUACCUACAGGGACAAGAUCCGGAACGUCGCCAACCUCAACGCCUCUGCAGUUGUCAUAUACAACGUGGGCUCCAGCAACCCCAACGAAACCAUAACAAUGCCCCAUCCAGGUACAGGUGAUGUUGUCGCCAUCAUGAUCCCAGAGCCUAAAGGUCGUGAGUUGAUUCACUUGCUGGAUCGGGGCACCAAGGUCAGGCUGCAAAUCAGCAUUGGAACCCGCAACCUGCAGAAGUACGUGAGCAGAACGUCGGUGGUGUUCGUCUCCAUCUCCUUCAUCGUGCUCAUGAUCAUCUCCCUCGCGUGGCUCGUCUUCUACUACAUCCAGAGGUUCCGCUACGCCAACGCACGGGACCGCAACCAGAGACGACUUGGAGAUGCUGCCAAAAAAGCCAUCAGCAAGCUUCAAGUGCGCACCAUUAGGAAAGGAGACGAGGAGACUGAGUCAGACUUUGACAACUGUGCAGUUUGCAUUGAAGGUUAUAAACCUAACGAUGUUGUGAGGGUAUUACCGUGCAGGCAUGUUUUCCAUAAACACUGUGUGGAUCCGUGGCUGCUGGACCACCGGACAUGUCCCAUGUGUAAAAUGAACAUCCUCAAAGCCUUAGGAGUUACCCUCAACGCAGACUGCUUAGAUGAGAUUCCUGCAGACUACGAGAUGUCUGUCGGAGGUCCAUCCAACAACCCCAUCAGCGGGGCGAGUGAGAUCACAGUGAACGAGAGCUCGGUGGUGCUGGACCCCGGCGACAGAGGGAUGGGUCUCCAGCACCUCCAACAUGACGCAGAGACGGCGCUUCAGGCGGGAGAGAGCCACCUCAUGGCCAGCAGUGAGCACCAGCCUCCGCUCAGCUGUGAUUCUGACACAUCUGUCAUCAUGGGCCUGGAGGUGGGUUUGUCUGAGAUAGAGCUGUCAGCAGAGCAAGAAUGUGACGAGGGAAAGUCCUGAUUCGGUCGGAGCAGAGAGGAAAAAAGGAUGAUGAGAGCAGAACAGAGUGAUCGGGGGGGGGGGGAGGGGCUCCCACAGAUCUGAUGGGUCUCUGGCUCCCUGGAGGAGGUGAUCUCAUGGAAGACGCUGAAAAUGAGCAAUACAACCCGUAGCGGCACAGAAACACCCUGCUCUGUGUGUUCCACCUGAGAAACAGACUCGUCCCCGUGUCUGCAGACUUGUUGCUUGCUCGUUCUCUUGCCGUCACGUGUUUUGUGGGUGAACGCAGCUCCCAUAUAUUGUGGCGGUCUAGUUACUCUCCAUGUAAACUUUUUCACAUCUUAGCAUCAAAGAUUCUCACACACACACACGCAGUCCUUGAGAUGUCCGUGGCCUUCCCAGCGCUGAGAAGUCAAAAUGUGUUUCUCCUCACUCUGCCUGCUGCUGGACACGGUGUGAGGAACAGAGUGGCUCUUUAACACCCGACUGCAGCUUUAAUUAUGUAAAGAGAUGUAUGUGCAGAUUAUUCGAUUUCUUGCCUAUGAGAUCACUGCCAACCUAUUCCACGAGUUUUACUGACGUGAUGGAGACACGGCACUUUAUCGAAGUCUCAGUUGGCGUGAAACCAGCAUUUUUUUCAGCGUCAGACUUGGGGUAACGUGUUAUUAUCUCCCUGAAACCUUGAAGCGCAGGUUUUCAGGUUCAGGAGGCCAUGUAGCACGAAUGGGGUUUAAAACACCUAUUGCACACACACACGUUAUGCUGCAAUUUCUAAACGUAACUGUUUCUGUCAUUGUUGUGUCGAGACCUUCAUUUUUUUAAACUGAGUAUUCCUGCUGCUGAGAGGAAACAACCAAACACAAUAGAUUAUUUCUCUCGUCCGACAAUCAUAGUUUGCCACGAGCAGUUUGAAGUGAUGUCACCCACUGCCCUACUGAAACUGCUGCGGAUUCACAAGCCACCAACACAUGGUGUCGGCCUCCUGGGCCAGGAAGGUGAUGUUUCACACUCACGCUGCUGCUGAGGACGGCUGCGGCUGUCACCACCAAAUUCUGGCAGUGUGUACAUACGAGCCAGCCAAUAUACUUAUGUCAACAAGUCUGUGCCAAGUUAAUCAGUGGUGUUCUUAACGUAGCUGUAGUCUGUGUACAUGUGAUUCCCUUGGCUGUCAAUGGAGUCUGAGAGACGCUUAUCUGUGAAUGAAAUGAAAGUGAAGAAAUAACAGGAGCACAAGGAAUCUGAAUAUCACAAAAGACUCUGCUCGGUUAAAAAAAGAGGGACUUUUUUAAUUUGAAAUAGUCAAAGGUUUAAUUGGAAGGAAUUAAAGCUCUAUUGCAUUUUAUGGCAUGAAUAGAUUGCAGCAUGAAAGUGUUUACAGUUUUUAAAAAUGUGACUACAUCUACAAUAGGCUUGCGAAUAUCUGAAAACGAAAAGCAUGCCCCCUGGUGUUUGUGAAGUCUUCAGAAACAGCCCCAGACUGAAACACUGGAACUGUAGAAGGUAAAGGAUUUAUCAUGCUGCAUUUUUUACAUUUUUUUUUGUCCUGCAUCACAGCCGACAUCUUGUCUGGUUUCUCUGCUGAGUCUCAGCUGAUUAUUAUUUUCCCUCCUGUUCUCUGUGACCACAUAUACUGAAUUAUUACUAUAAUCAAAUUCACAUGUUUGUUAUUCUCAACUUAUUUUAUUAUGCUCCUCGUGUCAAUAAUUGAGUUGAUAUGCAUUUUGAAUCUUGGUCCUCUUGGUGUUGAUUUAUUCUCAACUUGUGUCCCAAUUUCAUUUAACAAUCCCAUUAUCUUUGCAAAGGAGGCUUGUGUCUAUUUAUCUGUCAGGAUUUGACUAAACUGUACCGAUUAGCACCGAUUGGGAGGGGGGGGGGGGGUCAUGGGCCACGGAAGAACCCAUUCAUUUUUGUCCUGGAACCAGGAUUUUCUUUUAAUUAGUUUACCCGACAUUGUUGGAUAAGACGGAAUUUCUCAGGAAAUAAUCUGCGGAUAUAAGAAAGAAAAACAAAAUGUUAUUGGAGUUGAAGAGCAGAUCAAGAGAAUAAUCCUGAUCUGACUGACAUGUGUAGAAAGAAGUUUGCUCUCUACUGAAACAAUUGCUUAUAACCAUAGUAACAAGCAUAUUUUUAGUGUAAUAACACAGUGAAACGCAAAAAAAAAACAAGUAUACUUAAAAAGACAAAACUCAGACUAUAAAAAAGCACUUGAUUGUGUUGAGUGGCCCCAUUAGACCUGUCCAGCACCUAUGUUGUUCCAAUGAAAGAUGCACGUACACCUAUGGGUGUGCUGGUCUUCAAAACAUGGUCAGGGUCACUGUCAGGGGACAAAUGCUAUUUCCAAACAGUGGUAAGAAGUUGCAUUUGCACAGAAACCUGGUCUGAAGUCAGUGGUGCAGUAUUUCAUUGUUAUUUUAAGACACACUCUCCUCCCCACCAGAUGGUUCGCUCAUUUGCAAAGUCUAUGAAGAGCAUUCUGAUUGGUCUGUUCCUCGUCAAACCCAAAACACACACAUUGUUAAAUAAAGUACAACAAGCCUGCGUCUGCUGCAGGGAAUUUUUUUCCACUGUUGAAACUCACAUAUGAGUGGAAAGUUGAAAACGCCCUAAAUGCAUAUGCGCAAGCCCAUGUGCUUAGAUUGUUAAAAAAGAGACUAAGACCAUGUGCUUAAAAAAGAGUGCUGACUGUUAUAACAUAUACAAUCUGCUGCAGUUUUUUCUUAUUUAGGAUAAUUCUUCUUCUUCUCAUUGUUCUGUUACCGUCUGGACUGUCUCCUCUCACAUUCCUGGAGACUCGCUCACUAAAGAAGCACAGCCGCACUGACUCCUUCGAUGGAGCCAGUGGAAUUUGACUGUUGUUUUUUUUUUUUUGUCCUCCAGUCACUGUUUCCAUUAUGUUCUGGAGCAACCUGGGACUCUGUUACAUAACACACACAUGUCCACACAUUCCCAUGGCUUGGGUUAAUCACAGAAGUGAGGGAUCAUGGGAAAUCCUGGCAAAUGCUUCGCUGUUUUAUAAAAGCUUUGUUAUGAGUCGGGUAUAUUUUGAUGGUUUUUUUUGGAUGGGGGGGGUCUGUGAGCCUCUGUUCUUUGUUCAAGUCACUUGAAACCCAUGGACAACACAUUGUAGAUAUUAUUAGUUCAUACGGGAUUCACUAUCUGCAGAUCAUUCUCUGAGGAAAAAACCUUAGACUGUUAAAAAAAAUUGGACGACAUGUCUCCACUUCUUCCCACUAUCCAGAAAUGAUGCCAAAUAUUCAGAAUAAGAGCACUGCCAUUUUUUGCCUGAGUGCGAUAUACGCUAUCAGCCAAUCAGGAGUCAGUUUCAGCUGUCAAUAAUGACAUUUCCCCCGUUUUUAUAGCAUCAAAUACCAUGUGAAAGGCAAAACUUAAAAUGACAGAAACCAUCUUUGAGGAAAAUGUUCUUUGAGUUUUUAAUUUGGUCCAUGUUCCAUUCACCAACAAGGAGGAAGUGGAGUUUACGAGCUGUACUGCAACCAGCCACCAGGAGGCGAUUGAGAAGAAUUGGCUUCACUUUUGUCGGCCAUCUUUAUGUACAGCCCAUGGAAAGCGCUUGACAGGCUUUCAUGACCUCCCUUUAUUUUGUUUAGUUGUAAGCACGUAUAACGAGCGGCUCAACAUGUAAACCACGAUUUCACCAUGACUGAAAUUUAUUACAGUUUCUGAGGGAGGGGUCCAAGGCUAAAGGUGCGUUCAGGAGGCGUGGGAAUGACAGGGACUGCAGGUGGAGCAUACACCAAUAUUUAUUUAUAUAUAUAUAUAUAUAUAUAUAUAUAUAAUAACAAUAACUGUCACAUCAUUAUUUCUUUCAAGUUUAAAAACAGUUUUUUGCUCCGGAGUGAAGGUUGUGAUUUUUAUGUAAGAAUUCAUAAAUGGACAUUUUUAUUUAUCUUGAGCUAUACCCUUUCUUUUGUGGAAAGGAAAGUGGACAUUGAGGGAUGUAUUCCAGUUUGACCUUAAUCUGGAAUCUUUACAUCUCGGUAUGUAGCGUCAGCUCACAUGGUAAUGAAAUAGCACAAUACAUAAGAUAAACCACAAACACCCAACAGCAUCAUAAUCUGCUGCUCUCCCCGUCUCACUUGUCCGUGGGUCUUCUCUCCUCGUCUCACUUUAACAGUCUCUCCAUCCGAUCAUUUGUUUGGUUGGAUUAACAUCAAGACAAAGUGAAGCACAUUCAUUUUCAGUGCCAGAUCUCUCAGUUCUGGCCGCAUAGCAGGAUGAAAUCAGUUUGUCUAAAACAGGAUUAAGGCCUUGUGGUUUUUUCCAGAUGGACUGAGACACGAUGGAUUAAUCUAUAGCGCCAUCUCUCCGUUUAUUAAACCUCCCUGAGGAAGAAAUAGAAAUCAAGAAGAAGUAGAGUCUGCUCCAUAUAAUGAGAUUUAGUGCGCUCAAGAAAACAAGAUUGUUGUCCUGAAUUGUACCUGUGACAUUGCACAACACUUAUUUUUAUAUGUUUCCCAAUUAAUUCAAACUGGUUUCAUGAAAAGAAUGUUGUAAUUUAACUGUGGGGGAAAUUGUCCUUAAGAGAAAACUGUAAUUUUAUCAAAAGUAUUCAUAGAUUACUGAAAACCUUAUUUGCCUCAUUUGCUAAUUUGAUUUAUGUCCUGUAUUAUCUUAUUUGACAGGGACGCUUCUCACUCAUUAAAAGAAGAAUAUCUCGUUAACUAGCAACUACAAAUAUUAAAGACUUAAUAUUGAAUGGAAAACUUCUUGCAAGUUGACAAAUUAAUUAAAAUAACAUGUACAAUUUCUUAGAACCUAGAUUUCCCUCUAAUGUUUAUAAUUUUACAUAGAUGUUUCCAGUAUCGAUUGUCUUUAAAACUUAUUUAUAAAUACUUGGACCGGAUGGACCUGUAUAGUUCAGCAUUACACAUCUUUUUUUUUAAUUAUUAUUAUAAUUGUUGUCGUUUGUUGUUGUUGGUCUCCUGACACAUUUCUUCUCAUUGUGUAAACCUUCGUAUAUUGCACUUUAUCCCUCCAGUGAACAGGGACUGGCUCAAAUGAAUGACUUGAGAACUUCUUAAGAAAGAGGGCUACAGUAUUGAACAUGUCACAUGAGUCAAUUGUUGCUCAUUGUAAUAUAUUAUAAUCUUUUAUCUGUACUUUUGUGAGUGUGAGUGUGUGUGUGUGGUGGGGGGUUGCGGGGUACCAAUAUAUUGUGACUAUACCCAGCAGAAGUAACAGCAUUGCUAUUUUGUAAUAUAAAAACAAUGAUAUGUACUAUUAGAGGGGUCUCUCAUUUUCUUGUAACAUGAUGCACGUGUUGGAAUGUGUAUGAUUUUGACAUUUAAUAAAUUUUACUCAGAUUUUUCCAA
Messenger RNA from Platichthys flesus (European flounder), 6832 nucleotides. It is a transcript of the gene rnf150a, whose product is annotated as ring finger protein 150a. The transcript has 7 exons. Bases 234 to 1520 code for a protein of 428 amino acids. NCBI's taxonomy places the organism in Eukaryota, Metazoa, Chordata, Actinopteri, Pleuronectiformes, Pleuronectidae. The record is from RefSeq and is a predicted model, not a curated record.